AUGCCUCCUCUCCGGCUACUCUGUCUGCAUGGCAGUGGAACAAAUGUGGAUAUCUUCCAGUCUCAAAUAGGAGCAAUCUCGCGGGAACUGGCCAGGGAUGAUACCGCCCAUCUGCAUUUUGUGGAAGGCGAGGUUGAAACCGCCGCUGGGCCUGGAAUCGAGGGAUUUUAUGAGGGACCGUAUCUGAGCUUCCAUGCCUUCCCGCCGACAUCGAACGAACAUGACGAGGCGACAAUCCAGGCGGCAUAUGAGAUGCUGUACACAAUCAUGGAAGAGGAGGGUCCUUUUGAUGGAAUCCUAGGCUAUUCCCAUGGCGGUACUCUGGCAUACGGCUUCCUUGCCCAACAUCUAGGCCGCUUUCCGUACGAUCCGCCGUUUCGCUGCGCCAUUUUCUUCAAUGCGCCGCCUCCCUUCCAUGCUGUCGAAGGGAAGAUGGUGAUCCGGACGGAGCUCCACAAGAUCCCCCUGAUAAUGCCGACUCUCCACGUCACCAGCAAGUCCGACUACCUGUACCAGGAGUCCCUGGAACUGUACUCGUGGUGUGAUGUGCACCAGGCGGUUUUGGUUCUGCACGAGAAAGGCCAUGCGAUCCCAAACGACCCAAAAUCGGCACGGUCCAUUGGAGAUGCAAUUCGAAAGUUAGGCAUGCGUGCCAUGGCCGGCUAGGAUAAAAAUAUAGCAUAUCCCUUGCAUCCCACCCACCCAUGGUAUCUGACGUCGUGGAUUCUCCAUCCGGAGUAGUUCGUACCCCAACAUCCGUAACUAAGCAUACCUCCUACAUAUAGUAAGCCAUACUUUCUCGAGUCCCCAUAUGAACAUCGCCCUGCAGAUCCAUCAAGACGGAGUACUCCGUGCUCCAUACAAUGAUCGUGGCAAAAAAAACAAGGCACUAGUAUGGCGCAUUGCGCAGCUCUGAACAGCCGCGCGAUGGAUGACUGCAAGGGAUAGCCAUAGCCGGCCACCUGCCUCAUAGCCCUCUGAUAACAGAGAUCGUCAAUGCAGAAGGCUCCAGUGCGGUCGUGGCCCG
Molecule: messenger RNA, 1027 nt
Organism: Penicilliopsis zonata CBS 506.65
Lineage: Eukaryota; Fungi; Ascomycota; Eurotiomycetes; Eurotiales; Aspergillaceae
Exons: 3
Coding region: 1-666 (221 amino acids)
Cellular component (GO): nucleus; cytoplasm
Source: RefSeq, a predicted model, not a curated record